Neoarthrinium moseri is the source of this 1362-nucleotide messenger RNA. RefSeq lists its product as uncharacterized. The transcript has 3 exons. Bases 1 to 1362 code for a protein of 453 amino acids. Gene Ontology annotation, biological process: attachment of spindle microtubules to kinetochore. Lineage: Eukaryota; Fungi; Ascomycota; Sordariomycetes; Amphisphaeriales; Apiosporaceae. The record is from RefSeq and is a predicted model, not a curated record. Gene Ontology annotation, cellular component: mitotic spindle pole body; mitotic spindle; DASH complex.
AUGUCGCGCCCAGGCCCGUCGAGGAACCUGACCCUGACGGAAGAGCUUGAGAAGCUCGAGCAGUCCAUCACUCUUACUCUGCAAGAGAUAGAUCAUAACUUCAGCAAAGCUCACCGCAUCGUGACCACCAGUAUCCUCCCCCUGGUAGAGCAAUACGGGGAGCACUCCAAGAACGUCUGGGAAGCUUCCAAGUUCUGGAAGCAAUUCUUCGAGGCCUCGGCCAAUGUGUCGCUCUCGGGCUACGAGGAGCUUGCCAACGACGAACAAGAAGAUACCACCGCGGGCGGCGAAGAGACGACCCAGAUCGCCGACACAACAACUGCCUCCGAAGACUACACACCACAGGAUGUAGAGGAUGCGACUGGUGACCAGGCCGCUUACCAGGAGCAGUCCCAGCGCCAUCGCGACGUCGAGGACAGCCUCCUGGACGACGGGUCGCUGACGGGGAGCACACCACGUCCGCCCGCCACCAAAUCUCUCCGGCAGAUGCAGUUCGCAGACCUCAACUCGCCCUUCGAGACGUUGCGCCGCGAGAUGAAGGACGAGGCUUCCGCUGCGAGGAAGGGCGACGACUUCCCUCCCGAAGCAGAAGAAGGGGAUGACGAUGAGACCAUGCAACUGCCCGGCAUGGCGGCAACACAGACCCGCCUGCCAGAUAUGUCCAUGACACCGCGGUCGUCGUCCAUGCUCGAGGCACCCGACCCAACGCAGCACCUUGGCCUCGGAGCUAGCGGUAAAGUCAAGGGCAAAAACACGGACCCGUUGCUGCAUCGCAUCCUGGACAAGAACUACCGCAUCCAGGCCACACCGCACAAGACGCUAUCGCCAGUGAAGCUGGGCGGGGCCAGGGUCGAUGAAAAUGAUAACACCCGCCGCAAGCUGUGGCAGGACAGCCCCAUGAGCUCCCCGGAGAUGGCGGCGCCCAUGCUCAGGACUAACUUAUACAGUGGCGUAUCGCCGCUGAAGGCACCAAAGGGUCUGGGAAGAGGCAUUGCCGGAAGUGGACCGCGGACACCCGGCGUCAGCGUGCAUACCCCCGGUACGGCGAGGAAGACGAAGGACGUCUUCGCAGGCCAGGCCGGUGGCGCGAAAGGAAAAGGGAAGAGUGACGCAGAGAUAUAUUGGGACAGCGACGAAGAAGAGACGGGAGGCGUGUUUGGAGGCAUGAGUCCUCCCAAGACUAUUCAAUUCGCAUUGCCGCCCAGCAAACUCAUGCAAACGCCUGCUCGGGAAGCAAGCAAACGCAUAGUGGAUGACAUUCUACUGACUGCCGGAGCCGCCCCUGAAUACCUGGGAGACGACGCAGAAUACAGCCCAACUAUGGUCAAGAUGAAUCAAGACAUACUAGACGAUACCUUCUAA